AUGGCGUAUCGCGAUCUGACGGGCCGCUUCCUGGAGCGACGAGCGAAUUUGCGCAAGCGCAACCUGCGCUUUCAAAUGCGGCCACGGCUGGACAAUUCACCGCUGCUCGGCGCGUUGUUUCUCUCGAAACAGAGAAGCAAGUCGCAGGCGAUGGAGAAGGCUCUACUUCAAGACGCUAAUGAAUUUCCGGAGGGAAAACACAGCGAUGUCCACAAGCCAGAGUGGACACGCUAUGCUGACAGCGCAGACGAAUCCAUUCGCCUCCUGCACGCUAAAUUGGAGUAUUUGCAGCUGCUACAUACUCGACGAUUGAUGAUCCGAUUCGAUGAUUCGGAGGUCCAGCAAGAGCACGAGAUAAUUUGCCUGACUGAGGAGAUCACAGCGUUGUUCCACAAGGCAGAUCGAUCACUGAAGAAAAUUACCAGCGCUUUUGUAGGGGGCGAGGCAAGUCCAUCACCAGCAGACCGUCUCGUUCGGUUGAAUACACAACGCGCAAUUGCAGGCCGACUGCAGCAAAUAUCGAUGCAGUUUCGAACGAGGCAGCGCGAGUAUCUUCAGCGACUGCAGCUGCAGAAGUUCGGGAGCGAGAUUUUUGACGUAGAUGCAAUGGAAAAAGGGGCAACAGGUGGAAGUUUUCGAUUCGGGAGUAAGGCCACCGCCUUGGCAAUGGAUCACACCGAAUACGAUAUACGGACUCGAGACAUCGAAAUUCAACGUAUAGCGAAGUCAGUCGCGACGCUGGCGACCAUGUUCAAGGAAGUAGCCGAAAUGGUGAUUGACCAAGGCACGCUCAUCGACCGGAUCGAUUACAACAUGGAGCAGGUAACAUAA
Phytophthora infestans T30-4 is the source of this 831-nucleotide messenger RNA. RefSeq names its product syntaxin-like protein. The coding region runs from base 1 to 831 and encodes 276 amino acids. Gene Ontology annotation, molecular function: SNAP receptor activity; SNARE binding. The record is from RefSeq and is a predicted model, not a curated record. Lineage: Eukaryota; Oomycota; Peronosporomycetes; Peronosporales; Peronosporaceae. Gene Ontology annotation, cellular component: SNARE complex; membrane; endomembrane system. The transcript is spliced from 3 exons. Gene Ontology annotation, biological process: vesicle-mediated transport; vesicle fusion; intracellular protein transport.